Erythranthe guttata (spotted monkey flower) is the source of this 4062-nucleotide messenger RNA. Lineage: Eukaryota; Viridiplantae; Streptophyta; Magnoliopsida; Lamiales; Phrymaceae. The record is from RefSeq and is a predicted model, not a curated record.
AUGGCCGUGAGCAGUAGUAAUGAGCGGACAAGAUCAGUCGGCAAAGUUGCGUACCAUAAAUUGUUUUCGUUUUCAGACAAAGCAGAUUAUGCACUAAUAGCCAUCGGUUCAAUCACAGCUCUUGUAAGCGGACUAUGUUUGCCUCUUAUGACUUUCUUAUUCGGACAGCUGGCCAACUCUUUCGGGCACAAUGUCGAAACUAAUACAGUCGUCCAUGAAGUCUCCAAGGUUUCUCUCAAGUUUCUAUAUCUCGCAGUGGGGUCCGGUAUUGCAGCGUUUUCCCAGGUCACAUGCUGGAUGAUCACAAGCGAAAGGCAAGCGGUUCGAAUUAGAAAUUUGUACCUAAGGGCAAUACUUAGGCAAGAUAUCGGAUAUUUCGAUACAGAAGCUAACACGGGAGAAAUUAUCGAAAGGAUGUCUACCGAUACUAUUACAAUCCAGGACGCUAUAGGCGAGAAGAUGGGAAAAUUCUUGCAGCUUUCGGCUUCAUUCAUUGGAGGGUUUACGAUAGCAUUUAUUAAAGGAUGGCUUUUAACUACAGUUUUGCUUUCGGCUAUCCCGUUUCUUAUUAUCUCAGCUGCUUCGAUGACUGUACUAAUGGCGAAGCUCCGAUCACGAGGGCAAGAGGCUUAUUCGUCUGCUGCUAUUAUUGUCGAACAAACAAUCGGCUCAAUCAGAACUGUUGCUUCGUUCACGGGGGAGAAACGAGCGGUUGAUAAAUACGAAAAAUCUUUGGAUAAAGCUUACGAAGCGGGCGUAGAGGAGGGAUUGGCUGCCGGAUUAGGGUCCGGUAUAUUUAUGCUGAUUUUAUUCUCUAGUUAUGCUUUAGGAAUUUGGUUUGGCGCCAAAAUGAUUUUGGACAAAGGCUACACAGGUGGAGAUGUCUUGAACAUAGUAAUGGCUGUUGUGACAGGAUCUUUUUCAUUAGGACAGGUGUCCCCAUGCUUGAGUGCAUUCACCGCUGGUCAAGUUGCUGCUUUCAAAAUAUUUCAGACAAUAAACCGGAAAAAACCGGACAUAGAUCCUUAUAGAAUGAAUGGAAAAGCCCCGAAUGAUAUUAACGGCGAUUUAGAAUUACGCGACGUGUGUUUCAGUUACCCUUCGAGACCGAACGAGAAGAUAUUCGACGGAUUUUGUCUCUUCGUGCCUAGUGGGACCACCUUAGCCUUGGUCGGAGAGAGUGGGAGUGGAAAGUCAACUGUUGUUAAUCUUGUCGAGAGGUUUUACGAUCCGCAAGAAGGAUUAGUCUUGAUCGAUGGUGUCGAUAUCAAAGAGUUUCGACUUAGUUUCUUACGAGGAAAAAUAGGGCUCGUGAGUCAAGAGCCCGUUUUAUUUGCUUUGAGCAUUAAAGAUAAUAUUGCUUACGGGAAAAACGAGGCGAGUAUCGAAGAAAUUAGAGCUGCUGCCGAAAAUGCCAAUGCUGCUAAGUUCAUAGACAAGCUGCCUCAGGGGAUGGAGACAAUGGUAGGUGUGAACGGGACACAGUUGUCUGGUGGGCAGAAACAGAGGAUUGCUUUAGCAAGAGCGAUUCUUAAACAUCCUAAAAUCCUACUUCUAGACGAAGCCACUAGCGCUCUUGAUGCCAAAUCGGAAAGAACUGUACAGGAGGCAUUGGAGAGGAUCAUGAUCAAUCGAACGACGCUAAUCGUAGCCCAUCGGUUGACUACAAUCAAGAACGCUCAUUCCAUUGCCGUUAUUCGUCAAGGCAAAAUCGUAGAAAAAGGUUCACAUUUGGAACUAACAAGAAAUCCGGAAGGAGUAUACAGUAAUCUCAUAAAACUACAACAGCUCAACAAAGAGUACUCAUCAAGAACAAAUUCUCCAACUGAUGAUGAAGAUGGACGAGAAACGGACGCAGAUUACGUACUAAGGUCCGUAAAUCGAGAGACGGUGUAUCGAAAACCGAAGAAAGAGCAUAAAGUACAGCUCCAUCGCUUAGCGUACCUCAACAAACCCGAACUCCCGUACCUAAUACUAGGUUCUUUAGCUGCAGUUGUCAACGGUGCAGUACUACCGCUCUACGGCCUCCUAUUUUCCAACACAAUCAAAGCAUUCUACGAGCCGCCUCAGAAGCUUCUAGAACACUCCAAGUUUUGGGCGUGCAUGCUCGUUUUCCUCGGUGUGGGGUCCCUUUUCGCCACCCCGAUGAAAACCUACUUCUUUUCCGUGGCGGGGUGUAGGUUGAUCAAGCGAGUACGAUUGAUGUGCUUCGAGAAAGUUGUCCACAUGGAUAUGAGUUGGUUCGAUAGGAGCGAGAACUCGAGCGGUGUGAUUGGCUCGAGACUGUCGGCGGACCCCACUUCUGUGAGGAAUCUAGUUGGGGAGUCUCUUGCGAUGCUCGUGCAGAAUGUUUCAACAGGUGUCGUUGGUUUGAUUAUCGGUUUCGGGGCGAGCUGGGAAUUGUCACUUAUAGUUAUGGCGAUGUUGCCUCUUAUCGGACUUAACGGAUAUCUUCAUAUGAAGUUUAUUAGUGGAUUUAGUGCCGAUACGAAGAAAUUAUUCGAGGAAGCGACUCAAGUUGCGAGCGAAGCUAUCGGAAGUAUGAGAACCGUUGCUUCGUUUUGUGCAGAAGAGAAGGUGAUGAAACUGCACCGCCAAAAAUGCGAAGGCCCGCUCAAAUUAGGAACCAAACACGGCCUUAUAAGUGGGGCCGGAUUCGGAAUCUCGUUGUUCUUUCUAUACUCGGUCUACGCAGCUAGUUACUAUGCCGGUGCUCGUCUUGUUGAUGCCGGAAAAAUAAAAUUUGGCGACGUUUUCCGUGUUUUCCUAGGUCUGAGCAUGACCGCCAUUGCAAUAUCCCAGUCGAGUGCUCUUGCACCGGAUUCCGGUAAAGCCAAGGCAAGCGUAGCUUCGAUUUUCGCAAUUCUUGAUCGGAAACCGGAAAUAGACUCUGCUGAAAAAACAGGAAUCACGUUGGAAAACGUAAAGGGGGACGUUGUUUUUCGUAAUGUCAGUUUUAAGUAUCCCAAUAGACCUGAUGUUCAAAUCUUUAAUGAUCUAUGCUUGGCAAUUCAUACAGGCAAGACGGUUGCGAUUGUGGGAGAAAGUGGGAGCGGAAAAUCGACGAUGAUUUCGUUACUGCAAAGAUUUUACGAUCCCGAUAGUGGAGAAAUCACAAUAGAUGGGAUUGGAAUAAAAAUGCUGAAUUUGAAAUGGUUAAGACAGCAAAUUGGUGUAGUGGGCCAAGAGCCCGUUCUCUUCAACGACACGAUACGGGCCAACAUUGCUUACGGAAAGGAAGGCGGUGCAACGGAGGCGGAAAUUGUGGCCGCUGCUGAGUUGGCGAACGCGCACAAAUUUAUCUGCGGCACACACAAGGGGUACGAAACGAUGGUUGGUGAAAGAGGGAUUCAAUUGUCGGGCGGGCAAAAGCAACGAGUGGCUAUAGCUAGAGCUAUAGUGAAGGGUCCGAGAAUACUACUACUCGACGAGGCGACGAGUGCUCUCGAUUCCGAAUCGGAGAAGGUGGUUCAAGAUGCAUUGGACCGAGUAGCAGUGGAUCGGACCACCGUGGUGGUGGCUCAUCGUUUGUCGACCGUGAAGAACGCCGAUUCGAUUGUCGUUUUGAGGAAUGGAGUUAUUGCAGAGAAAGGAAACCAUGAGAGUUUGAUUACUAAGAAAGAUGGUUUGUAUGCCUAUUUGGUGUCGCUGCAUGGCCAUGGCAAUGAUUUAUAUUCUUGAUUUUUUUUUAAAUUUCUUUUUUAAUUUCAAUUUCGUGGUGUAUUAUUAAUUAUGAUUUAAUAAUAAAUAAUUAAGGGACAGAAAAACAAACAGGGAAUCAAUCUUAAGAGAUAAUAAUCCCCAACUCCCAAUGCACCCGAAAAAAAAUAAAAAUAAAAAUCUGUCCAAAUAUCCAAAAUGUUUCUGCAAAGACAGAUUUAAAUACUUUGUCCGAAAAUGAAGCACAUGAAGCUCACUGUUCAAUCCAUUAUUAUUUAUUAAAACCCAAAAUAAAUAAUUAAAAAUUAAAUAAAUAAACACCAAAAAGAGAAGAAAAGGAGCAGCAGAACCCAUAAAAACAAAAGGCCAAACACAUGUGCACACCCAUUCACUAAAAUAAAA